UUGGGGAUUCUUGAUUUAUCCUGUUUCUUAGUUUUCCAAGUUCUCAUCUAUUGGAAGUUUCUCUUUGUGUUGAAUUUUUUUUUUGUGUAGCUAUUUCAAAGAAGCUAUUGAUACCUUCUCUUUGUUUUACUUUCUGCUCGGCAAAGAUCUUGUUCUCUGUUUUUUAUUUCACGCGUUUCGCUUCCAUGGAGCUUGGAAUCGAGCUGAUGAUUCCCUGCUUUUUGUUUUUCUUUUCCCUGUAAUUUUUGAAAUUUGGGUUCAGAUAGUUGAGUUUUAAGUUUUUGAUCUUGAUGAUUUCGAUUUGGGAAGCUUUGAUAGUGAUAAUUUUUGUUGUUGUUCUAACUUACUCAUCUACCUUGGAGUCAGUUUUUUUUUGUCUUCCAUUUAUAUAUAUAUAUAUCUUGAAGCAUCGGCGAUUCGGUCACAUCGGUCUUCUGUUAUCGGAAGAUUUCUUUCCUGAGUAUUCCUUUUAUGGCGUUUCGCGAACUCAGCUCCUCGUCUUUGCUCCUUCGUUUCCAUUUCUUUUCCCCCGGUUUUCUACCAUGAUUAUCAUUUUCUCUCUCUAGCUAUCUAUCUUGUCUUACUUGAUAGUUGCUGACCACGUUUUGUCCAAAUCCUUCGUUUGUUGAUCGCAAGUGUACAUCUGUUUCUCCGGUUCGGCCAGUUUGAAAUAAAAAAAUCUUUGUGUGUUUGAACCUGAAUACGCAGACAGCCUUGCGUACGAUGUUAGCUCUGCUUUGUGGUUCAUCGUUUCGUGUUCCCCUUGAUCACGUGGGAUAUAAAAUCAUCAUCCUCGAGUUCGUCAUGUGUUGGUUCCCGGUUCAGUGAAAAGUAGGCUAAUGGGUUUCUGUCUCUUAUUGGAAAAUUCAUUAUCAGUUGGCAUUGUGUCCUUAAACUUGCACAAUAAUUUUACUUAAUGAUUUGAGUUUUGUCUCUUACAGAGGCCUUAGAUUUAGUAUAACCUUUUGCAUAUUCUAGGACCUUAAGUUGGACACAAUCUGUUGGUUGGGAACAUGAAGAGAACAGCAUAUAUAGUGCGACCGAGUCACAGAAGUAUUGGUGUCUAGCAACAAAAAGCCAAGCAAUUUUCAGGUUCCUUUCCAGUCAAUGUCUAAAGCAAUUGCAUGCCAUCUGAGGGCAUUGUUAGUGACGUAAGAAGGCCUGCAUAUAAAUGUCAGAGAAUGAAGAUACUGGGAGCCCAAGCUGGAGUGGCUCUUACAUUAUGCGAGCCACAGAGGAUGUUGUCAUAUCUGCUGCUAGUGCUGCAGCUUCUGUCCGCUCUCCACGUCCUUCUGUAGUAUAUUCAUGCAAAGAUGACAAUGGCAGCAACCAACUUCAGAAACUGCAACACCAAGUCACAAAAGCUUUAAAAGGGUCUUCACCUUCACAUGAAGCAAAGAAAGGUGCAUACAAUCCUGAAGUUCUCACUAGCCAAAAGCGUCAGUGGGCAAGGUUUCAACUUCAAUCAUUGGAUCAGAAGUGCUUGAAAGAGCCAUCAAGGCUAUUUGAGAGCAUGGUUGUUGUGGGUCUUCAUCCAAAGUCAGAUGUUCGUUCCCUUAAAGCGAUGCUGUCAGACAAGAAAAGUGAUGGCUUCAGGGGACUAAAAAUAUUUAAUCAGCAUAAUGAUUUCCAUAACACGCCGAUGCUUGAUCCUCAGAUUCUGUUUGUAUAUCCUCCGGAAAAACGGCUGCCCCUUAACCAUAAGGAUCUACUUUCUUUCUGCUUCCCUUCAGGAGUUGAGGUUCAUGCAGUAGAAAGAACUCCAUCGAUGAGUGAACUGAAUGAAAUUCUCCUUGGGCAGGAAAAUUUUAAACAAAAUGACCUCUCGUUUGUCUUCCGUCUACAGGUAGCUGAUGACUCAACGUUAUAUGGUUGCUGUGUCUUGGUUGAAGAAAUUGUUCAAAAGCCUUCAGGACUUAUUGCUUUGGGAUUGGAUGAGAAUUUCUCCCUUUCCUCUUUGGGGCAUCACAUUUUAACUACACCUCGAUGUUACUGCAUUCUGUCAAGGCUUCCUUUCUUUGACUUGCAUUUUGGAGUGCUAAAAAGCAUUUUCACUGAGGAAAGGUUGGAGCGGCUCACGGAAGGCAUUGAUGGGCUCAAUUUGGUUUCAGCUGAUACACAAUGUGACAAAGGCAAUGACGUAGAAACUUUUAUGCAUCAAACUACUGGAGAGCUCAAUGAACCUGCUGAACGUUCUGAAGUAAAUAUUCUAGUUUCUACCUCUGAAGAACCUGUAAAUGGAUGUUUCCAGGAGAAUCAUGUGUCAGGAAAGGACAACCAUGUCAUAAGAUCUGGCAUCAAUUGUCAACUGGUUAAGGCAGAUUAUGAUAUGGGAGCAUGCCAAGAAGAUUGUGGAAUAAGAAAUGGAUUUACGGUGCAAAGCCCAUGUUGGUAUAACCCAUCUUUAGACAGAUAUAUGAAAAAUAAAGAGAACGACCUGCAUGGUUCUGUUUCACCUAUACGAUGCCACACACUGGAGAGCUUUGAAACCUGUGCAAGUUACCAAGGUCCUCCAAGUGUGGUGAGAAACUUUAGAAGUAACAUGGAUGGUAUGGAGUCAGAAGAAGCUUCUUCUUCUGGGCAAGACGACUCCAGCAAUCAUGAGCACAUACUUGAGUGGGCUAAGGCAAACGGCCAUGGAUGUUUACAGAUAGUUUGUGAAUAUCAUCAGUUAUGCAGCCCUCAACGUGGAUCAUCUAUUACUUUCCAUCCUCUUGAGCAUUUGCAUUCGUUAAGUUUUGACAGGCCAGGAGAACCAGUCAUCCAUGUUCCUGGUUCAAGUAUCAAUUUGAAAUCCUGUAGAACAAGUUUGGAGGUCAAUGAGGCAUAUAAUGAGCUUUUGGCAGAGGAAGAGGCAAUAUGUUUAUCUGUAUGGACUGUUGCAUGCAUAUGUGGUAACCUGCGUCUUGACCAUGUAUUGGUGAUGUUCGCAGCUGCACUCUUGGAGAAACAGAUUGUUUUUGUUUGCUCUAACUUGGGGUUAUUGUCAGCUUGUGUUCUGUCUAUUAUACCUCUUAUACGACCUUACCAGUGGCAGAGUCUGUUGAUGCCUGUUUUACCGGAUGACAUGUUGGACUUUCUUGAUGCUCCUGUGCCCUAUAUAGUUGGUGUGAAGAACAAGACCCCGGAAGUGCAAACAAAGUUGGGAAACUCAAUAGUAAUUGACGUGGAUAAAAACCAGGUAAAAUGCCCAACAAUGCCACAGCUUCCUCAACAAAAGGACUUAUUGUCAUCCUUGAGUUCAUAUCAUGCAACACUUGUUGGUGAAAGCUUCUUAGCUAAAAGGCGUCCAGUUUAUGAAUGCACUGAUAUUCAGGCUGAAGCUGCCAGAGGUUUCCUAGCAAUCUUAAGAUCUUACUUGGAGACCCUAUGUUCAAGUUUGCGUGCUCACACCAUUACAAAUGUGCAAUCACAUGAUGACAAGGUGUCAUUGCUCCUCAAAGAAAGCUUCAUUGAUUCGUUUCCAGUCUGCGAUCGGCCAUUUAUGAAGCUGUUUGUGGAUACCCAGCUUUUCUCUGUACAUACAGAUCUUGUGCUUUCUUUUUACCAAAAAGACUACUGACAGCUAGAUAGCUGUAAAAGUUUGUGAUGGAGCAUGGAAGAGACUGUCCUCCUCAACCACAAUAAGUUUUCUUUUACUAGUUUUACACUCGUUGCUUGUAUCUUAUUCAAUUAAUUAUCUAUGUAAAUUAGUGGAAUAUAACAGACUGUAAGAUUCUUCAUAUUUCCCGGUGCGUAUUGUGUUUCAUGACUUGCCCCCAGCAGUUUGGAAUGGUGGCAUUCUACCUUUCUAGACGUUUUCAAAUAAAUUUUUAUUAAUCACUA
Molecule: messenger RNA, 3825 nt
Organism: Nymphaea colorata (pocket water lily)
Lineage: Eukaryota; Viridiplantae; Streptophyta; Magnoliopsida; Nymphaeales; Nymphaeaceae
Exons: 20
Coding region: 1172-3562 (796 amino acids)
Source: RefSeq, a predicted model, not a curated record